UUCUUGGCGCUGAGGAUUUGUUUACAUUAAAUAAAUACAUGGAAAUUAAAUUAUUUCACGCAUAAUAAUCCCAAUUCUACGUGCUAUUAAUUGAAUUUUUAAAUACCAUUAACAUUGAAAUAAGCUGCGGCAUUUUUAAGUAGGUAAACAACAAGCGAUUUGGUUAUAAUAAUAUUCAAAAUAAGACAUGUCUACAUUUUCAGGUCUUUUCCUGAUUCAUGUGAAGUGUUAGCUUGCCACAAAACUAGAAUGGCGAAAUGGUCCUGGGGUGUGUUCAGCAAGCUCCUCCAGCUCCAUAACCUGGUGCGCCUAUCAAUAGGAUUGUCAACGCUGGCAUUCUUCUUAAACUUUGGCAGCUUCAACUAUGACCAUAUACCAUUAGACGAAAUAGACGCCAACUUAUACAAACAUGUCAAUCCGAACUUAAAGCUGGACCCUAACAAGCCAGCAUGUGAUUACGGGUUUAUACACGAGCCAGAUGGGCCUAUGCUGGAGAUACCGACGAGUUACGAUGAGUUCCUGCCGACGGGCAUCGCGAACGGGAGCUUCCUGCCGAGCCACUGCAACCCGCAGCUAAGCGUGGCUCUCCUCGUGACGUACAGGAAGAGACAGAAACAGUUGGACAUAUUCCUGCCUUACAUUCACAACUAUUUGAGGAAACAGAAUAUUCAUUACAAAAUAUUCCUGAUCGAACAACAAGACGACGCACCGUGGAACAAGGGCGCCCUCUACAACAUCGGUGCUCGCCUCGCCAUGGACGAGCGGUUCCCGUGCCUGAUCCUCCACGAUGUGGACCUACUGCCCCGGGACCCCCGCAACCUGUACGCGUGUCUGCAGCAGCCGCGGCACCUGUCCGCCAGCGUGGACCGGCUGCGCCACGUGCUGCCCUACUGGUACCUGCUGGGAGGCGCCGCGGCCGUACGCGCCGAUCAAUAUAAGCUGGUCAAUGGGUUCUCAAACUUAUUCACCGGGUGGGGUGGAGAGGAUGACAACUUCUCGUUUAGACUGCUGGAUAAUAAUCUGCAGAUACUCAGGUUCCCAGAGCGCGUGUCCCGCUACGCCAUGCUGCCGCACGUGAAGCAGGCGGCGGUGAACCCGCGGCGCGCGGCGCUCCUGCGGCAGACCAUCCCCGACCAGCGCCACGACGGACUCAACUCCGUCAAGUACAUAGCCAUGGAGGUCAAGAAGUAUAGGCUGUAUACGCUGAUUGGGGUGCGGUUGUGAAAGCAGGGCUGGGAAAUAGGAUUUAAGGGUAGCUAAUUAAUCAUCGUCGACAAUCACGACAAUGAUUAAUAUUUAACUAAUAUUUUUAUUUUUUUAUGUAAACUAUUUCAUAAAAAAAUAAAAAUAUUAGUUAUGUAAACUAUUUCUACUAUCUUUCUAUUUAUACAUGGCUCAAGCAGAUCUUGAGUGAGAAUAUGAAACUAGUCAUUUACAGGGGUACUACCUAGGUACUGGAUUAGUUAAUAGUGUGAAAAUGUGAUUUUUCUUUUGUGUAAUACGUAAAUGCAAUAAGUACAUAUAUUUUGUAAGUAUUUAAAAA
This is a messenger RNA of Plutella xylostella (diamondback moth), 1543 nucleotides long. Its product is annotated as beta1,4-N-acetylgalactosaminyltransferase B. Gene Ontology annotation, molecular function: N-acetyl-beta-glucosaminyl-derivative 4-beta-N-acetylgalactosaminyltransferase activity; galactosyltransferase activity. NCBI's taxonomy places the organism in Eukaryota, Metazoa, Arthropoda, Insecta, Lepidoptera, Plutellidae. Gene Ontology annotation, cellular component: Golgi apparatus. Gene Ontology annotation, biological process: glycosphingolipid biosynthetic process; carbohydrate metabolic process. The record is from RefSeq and is a predicted model, not a curated record.